Molecule: messenger RNA, 1477 nt
Organism: Suillus bovinus
Lineage: Eukaryota; Fungi; Basidiomycota; Agaricomycetes; Boletales; Suillaceae
Exons: 4
Coding region: 223-1107 (294 amino acids)
Biological process (GO): DNA alkylation repair; DNA repair
Cellular component (GO): nucleus
Molecular function (GO): dioxygenase activity
Source: RefSeq, a predicted model, not a curated record
ACAUAAUGCAAAAGUAUCUGAUUUUAUAAUUAUUGUACACCAUACACAGCGACUCGGUCAGCGUCUAAGUCCACGACUCCACGCUCAUACACCUUUGUCACCCACUAGAUAAUCUCUCACAGAUUUGCGCAUCGGGUAACCCUUGAGCAUCCGUAUCUUUUCCAAUCAGACCGCCACCAGCACUUUGACCCAAGCACUUCGACUUUUGAGGUCAUAAUAGAGAUGAAGCAGACACUGCCCUCAAGUCUUGGUGUGGGUGACAAGAUUGGAGAAGGGGACUCUAGCCUCAUGCUCAAUGUGCUUCCCCCUGAAUUAUGUGACACAGCGUUCAAGCAGAUCAUAAACGAGGUUGAUUGGAAUGUUAUGUAUCAUCGUGGCGGUGAGGUACCGAGGCGCGUGGCGGUCCAGGGGGAGAUAGCAAGUGAUGGAAGCUUUCCGAUUUACCGACAUCCUGCAGAUGAGUCCCCUCCGCUUCGACGGUUUUCGCCAACGAUAGCUACCAUCCGCAAGCAUGUAGAGAGCAUUCUUGAUCACCCCGUGAACCAUGUCUUAAUUCAACACUACCGUAGUGGUGCGGACUACAUUUCAGAGCACUCUGACAAGACGAUCGAUGUCGUGCGUGGGUCGAAGAUAGUUAAUGUCAGCCUAGGCGCUCAGCGAGUGAUGACACUUCGCUUGAAACGAGAUGGGAUGCAACAAGCGGGUGACAAUGUCGUGACCCCGCGACCAUCACAGAAAAUUCCGCUGCCUCACAAUUCAAUGUUCGUCCUUGGUCUCGAAACGAAUGCGAAAUGGUUGCACGCAAUUAACCAUGACAAACGUCCGAUCCAUUUGAAGUCCGCAGAGGAACAGUUCAUGAAAGGAGAGCGCAUCAGUCUCACGUUCCGUCAUAUCGGCACAUUUCUUUACGGAGAUGAAUCACGUAUAUACGGCCAGGGGGCCAGGGGGAAGUUCUGUGAUGCGGGUCACGCAAUAAUUGGCGGCGGAGAGGAAGCUUCGAAACUCUUGGAAGCAUUUGGUAAGGAGAACCAGCAGAGCGAUUUUGACUGGGAAGAAGUGUAUGGAGAGGGUUUCGACGUCUUGCAUUUCACUUCAAGGGAAUCGUAAGACCGUGACAACCAGCAUCUGCAUUAAAGUUAUUUACUGAUUAGAUUAAACACUCGUAGUGAAGUACGGGCUACGUUAUCAUUGUUUCUGUUGUUCUUCAUGUCUCCCGCCUAGCAACGACGGUGACAUUGGAAAACACAUGGAUACACAAAACUCUCUCUCGUACCACCAUCUCUGUCACUACUAUAGCUUGGAUCAUUGAAGUUCUGGCAGCGCAGGGAGCUGUCAGUAUUUCUAGCAAAAGCUUUGCGCGUUCUGUCGUUACUCAACUUUACUCUUUCAUUCGUUCGAAGGUUGCAUCCGCCAUUGGCUAUCACAAAGGUCCGAUUUAAUUCCGUGAAGAUCUGGUAAGCGGAAGCAUUUUUGUUCG